UCAAAAAUGCAUCGCGAACGUGUUGAAGAAUUAGAAAAUAUAACAAAACAACUUGAAUCCGAUAAAUCAGAUCAAAUGAAAACGAAUGAAAAUUUAUUACAACAAGUCGAACAACUUCAAAAGGAACUAGGUUCUCUAGCGGAAGAAUUUUCUGAUCCUAACACAAAACAUGAAGACGCUGAUGUGCUUUCAAAUGAACAAAAGAAACCGGAAAAUGACACAAAUAAAACAAAAUCAAGACGUUCAAUAAUUUUUAACAGGAAUUUAUCUCUCAAAAAAUCAAAAAACAAAGAUGAUGAAUCAUCUAAUUUAGCAUUUGCAAAAUUAACUGAAGUUAAUAAUAGUCUACGUAAAACCAAUGAAAAUCUUACAUCAAAAAUUAUACAAGCUCAAACUCGAAUGAAUGCCUUAAGUGAAAAGAUUAAACAUUUGGAAAGUGAGCUUAUGAGUAUCAAACUUUUCGAAAAUGAUGCUUCUAAUAGCGAUGGAUCAGUCAAAAAUCUUAAAGAAAAGAUCCGAGAACUUGAAGCCGAAAAAGAAGGUUUGGAACAAGCUAAUUCUGUGUCUAAUGAAGAACGAAGUAAACUUGAUCAAAAGAUAAAAUCUUUGUUAGAACAAUUAGAGUCAGUAGGAAAAGGUGGAAAUGAAACCGCUUUACAACUUUCCGCAUUAAAUAACAAAAUAAUUGAACUUGAAAAUGAAGUAUCUAGUCUAAAACAACAAUCGUAAAGCGCAAUUCAA
Rhizophagus irregularis DAOM 181602=DAOM 197198 is the source of this 741-nucleotide messenger RNA. NCBI's taxonomy places the organism in Eukaryota, Fungi, Glomeromycota, Glomeromycetes, Glomerales, Glomeraceae. The record is from RefSeq and is a predicted model, not a curated record.